Papilio polytes (common Mormon) is the source of this 2115-nucleotide messenger RNA. RefSeq names its product NADH dehydrogenase [ubiquinone] flavoprotein 1, mitochondrial-like (gene ND-51). The transcript is spliced from 8 exons. Bases 52 to 1473 code for a protein of 473 amino acids. Gene Ontology annotation, molecular function: NAD binding; FMN binding; NADH dehydrogenase (ubiquinone) activity. The record is from RefSeq and is a predicted model, not a curated record. Gene Ontology annotation, biological process: mitochondrial electron transport, NADH to ubiquinone. NCBI's taxonomy places the organism in Eukaryota, Metazoa, Arthropoda, Insecta, Lepidoptera, Papilionidae.
ACAAUUUCUUGUUAUUGUCAUUAAAGUGACAUUCAUUUUGACAUUUGAAAAAUGGCUGGUGCGUUGACGAGGGUAAUUCAGGGCACUAAAUCGCAUUUGGGCAUCGUUGGUCCAUUGGUGAACAUCAACAAUGGGUCAGUUCGAUUCCAACAAACCAAGACGAAAUUUGGACCUUUGGCGGACAGCGACCGUAUCUUCACGAACCUCUACGGGCGUCACGACUGGCGACUGAAAGGUGCCCUCAAACGAGGAGAUUGGUUCAAGACUAAAGAGAUCUUAAUGAAAGGGACUGAUUGGAUUGUCAAUGAACUCAAGACAUCAGGUCUCAGAGGUCGCGGGGGUGCUGGUUUCCCUACUGGUAUGAAGUGGUCGUUCAUGAACAAGCCAUCAGAUGGACGUCCAAAGUAUUUGGUAGUGAAUGCUGAUGAGGGUGAGCCGGGGACAUGCAAGGAUCGUGAAAUCAUGCGACAUGAUCCACACAAGUUGAUUGAAGGGUGUCUGAUAGCUGGUCGGGCUAUGGGUGCUCAGGCUGCAUACAUUUAUAUCCGUGGAGAGUUUUAUAAUGAAGCUAGUAACUUGCAAGUGGCUAUUGCUGAGGCUUACCAAGCAGGUCUGAUUGGUCGUAACGCAUGUGGCUCUGGUUACGAUUUUGAUGUGUUUGUGCACCGCGGAGCUGGUGCAUACAUCUGUGGUGAGGAGACGGCACUCAUUGAGUCGAUUGAAGGCAAGCAGGGCAAGCCGCGUCUCAAGCCGCCAUUCCCGGCUGAUGUGGGGCUAUUCGGAUGCCCUACGACUGUCAAUAAUGUGGAAACUAUUGCUGUUUCACCUACGAUCUGCCGCCGCGGCGGGUCGUGGUUCGCGUCGUUCGGGCGCACGCGCAACUCCGGCACCAAGUUGUUCAACAUCUCGGGGCACGUCAACACGCCCUGCACCGUGGAGGAGGAGAUGAGCAUCCCGCUGCGCGAGCUCAUCGAGCGCCACGCGGGCGGCGUCUCCGGCGGCUGGGACAACCUGCUGGCCAUCAUCCCCGGGGGCUCCUCCACACCCCUAAUACCCAAAGACGUGUGCUCCGAGGUGCUGAUGGACUUCGACGCGCUGGUGGGCGCGCAGACGUCGCUGGGCACCGCCGCCAUCAUAGUCAUGGACUGCUCCACCGACAUCGUGAAGGCCAUCGCGCGCCUCAUCAUGUUCUACAAGCACGAGUCGUGCGGACAGUGCACGCCGUGCCGCGAGGGGGUCUCCUGGAUGAACAAAAUUAUAUACAGAUUCGUGGACGGUAACGCUUCACCUAAAGAAAUAGAUAUGCUGUGGGAAAUAUCCAAACAGAUUGAAGGUCACACAAUCUGUGCUUUGGGCGACGGCGCGGCGUGGCCGGUGCAGGGCCUCAUCCGCCACUUCCGGCCCGAGCUGGAGCGCCGCAUGGCCGCCUACCAGGUCUGCCACGGGCCCAGCAAGGCGGAGAGAUUGUACUAGGCACGCGCCUACGGACCAACAAAUAAAGGCCACUUUUAGACCUAGGGCCUUUUUGAGACAAAAGGGUUUUUUGAGACAUAAGACCUUUUUGAGACAAAAGGCCUUUUUGAGACAUAAUACCUUUUUGAGACAUAAGGCCUUUUUGAGACAUAAGACCUUUUUAAGACAUAAGGCCGUUUUGAGACGUAUGACCAUUUUGAGACAAGGCCUUUUAUGAGAAAAAGUAUUUUAAACAUAAAAACAUGUGGUUUAUGUAAACUAGUAUGUAUUCCAGUUAUAGUAAUAAUUCUUAUAAGUCAAAAACGUCGUUUUGUCUUAAAAAGGCCUUUGUCAAUGUUAGGGCUAGAAUGUGAUAGAAUACUUAUUAAUGUUUUAUGACCUCAAUAAAGGCAAUUUUAUUUUCUUGCAAAAUAAAUCAAAACCUCUAAUCUCUGUUCAGAAACUUAAACCAGCUUAGUAAAUAAUUGUUUUUAUAUAAGCAAUAAAGUUACUGGUGACAAGAGUUUCCGAUAUUUCCGAAUGUAUUUGUACUAGGAUAAUCUGUCGGUCAUCAUGUUUUUUUUUAAAUAAAUUUAAUUUAAUAAAUGUUAAAGUUUUAUUUAAUUUACUCCAUAUCUCUAACAAGCGUCAUGUAAAAAUUCG